Molecule: messenger RNA, 483 nt
Organism: Nakaseomyces glabratus
Lineage: Eukaryota; Fungi; Ascomycota; Saccharomycetes; Saccharomycetales; Saccharomycetaceae
Gene: CBP6
Product: Cbp6p
Biological process (GO): mitochondrial respiratory chain complex III assembly
Cellular component (GO): mitochondrion; Cbp3p-Cbp6 complex
Molecular function (GO): ribosome binding
Source: RefSeq, a predicted model, not a curated record
AUGUCUACGCCGCCUGCUGUCAGAGAAGCUGCAAAGCAAGUGGUGAAAUGUCUGGAAAGGUUUCCUGCCGAUAGGUUCAAGCAUUUGACCUCCUUCAAGGAUAUUCAAAUCUCUAGGUUCAACCGUAUAGCUGGUGUAUCUCUCAAAGGAGAAGACGCUGCGAAUGAGAAGAAGCCAAGUCUUUCAGAAGUCAAAGAUAUGAUUAGCAGAACCUCAGGUCCCUUAGGUCUACAGAAGGAUUUCUUGAAGAAAUUACAGGGUGCUUUACAACAGGAUAUGGUAUCUGAAGAAGGACUGACAAAACAAAAGAGGUCUUUGGAAGUGUUGAUGAGUGAUAAAUACAAGAAUUAUUAUGAAGUAGGAGACAAGUUAUACAAACCCAAUGGGAACCCAGAAUAUUAUCAGAGAUUGAUGGAUGAAUUGACAGGUAAGAAGAAGGAAAACCUAUUCACUGGUUUAAGAACUGUGUUUUUUGGUAAAUAG